GCUGGCCUGGCUGGAGGCGGCACAAUGGAGACCGGGACUGAGGUCGCGGGAGUGACCCGCGGUCUAACGCUGGCCUCUUCGUGGGCUGUCGCACGCGGUGCCCUAAUCCAAAGUCUCACCCAGGCUGGUCUCGGCGCCCAUGACUUUGAUUGCGAGGAACUGCCAGCGCCGCCUACUUCGGGCCAGAGUCUAGUGAUUUUGAAGAGAAGCCUAUACAGCCAAGAUGAAAACCCUUGCUUCCUCUACCUAAAGUAUGACCCGAACGGAGCUGAAGAAAUCGUUUCUGUUGGCAUUUUAAGUUCUGCAAGAAAUAUGGAGGUUUACUUAGGAGAGGAGUACUGUGGAACCAGCAGAGGCAAAAGUGUUGGUACUGUGCUGGAUGACAGUGAACAUGGAAAGAUCAUUUUGUACAAAAAUUAUCUAAAAUUGGAGUCCUCUACACAUGCUUGUAAAAUAAAGUUGCUGUCCUUUGGUGAAAAGCAAUGUGUGUUCAUCAGUAAAGUUGUGGUACACACAAGAUCAGUUUUGGGAAAUUCAUCAAAAAGCUGUCCUGCUCUAGGAUCAAGGAUAGACCUUGACAAGGUCCGAAGCAUAAUGGAGUCUAUGGGGUCAAAGUUAUCACCUGGAGCUCAGCAAUUGAUGAAUAUGGUUAGAUUACAACAGCAGAAUUGCAUUCCCCUUGGAGAGCAGCUUCAGUCUGUGUUGGGAAAUACUGGAUACAAGCAUAUGGUUGGGCUGCAAUCAUCGUCUACCUUAGGAGCUUUAGACAAGUCAUCCUCCACGCCUUUUCCUUUUAGAACUGGAUUGACAUCUGGAAACAUGACUGAAAACUUAAAACUUUAUAUUGAUAAAAGUACACAGCCACCUGGUCAAGGGAAUCCUACAAACCUUGAUGAAUGUAAAAUUAUGCCACAAAACCUCUCGCUUCUUGAAAAUGAUCUUAAAAGUGCAGUAUCUUCUUUCUUACCAAAGAAAGCAAGUGACAGCUCAAAUAUAUCUAAUUCUGAGUUGCUGCCUUUUCUCCAAAAUUUGUGUAGUCAAGUUAACCAUCUCCGUGUGGGACAUAAGGAGAAUCUCACUAAGUCCAGUGAAGGCAAUCUUGGUGUUGGAAUGGAAGAGCAACCUGUUUGUUCCUACUUGGAAAAGAUUCUUUCUAAAAAUAUGGAACUGAUGGAAAAGAAACUUGUGGACUACAUUGAUCAGCGAAUAUGUAAACUCCAGGAGCACAUAGAUGAUAAGAUUGCUUUAUUAAUGGAUUUGCUGCAAAAUCCCAGCUCCCCGCCCACUGGGAUACCACUAAGACAUUAUGACUCUGGAGAAAGACUUUCAAAUGGAGAAAGAUAAGCGCUUUACAUAUACAAUGUACUACAGAUAUUUAUUACAUAUUUAUUAUAAAGCCAAAACCC
Messenger RNA from Otolemur garnettii (small-eared galago), 1406 nucleotides. RefSeq names its product chromosome unknown C10orf88 homolog (gene CUNH10orf88). The coding region runs from base 25 to 1344 and encodes 439 amino acids. The record is from RefSeq and is a predicted model, not a curated record. The transcript is spliced from 6 exons. NCBI's taxonomy places the organism in Eukaryota, Metazoa, Chordata, Mammalia, Primates, Galagidae.